GGUUGGUUGGCUGGCUUUGGUUUGACUUUUUUCGAUGGCGGGAUCUCCAGUCUAUUCAAGUACGCCAAAAGGCUCUACCAAACGAGGUAUCAAGGAGCUAAACUUAGAAACACCACACAUCCCACUGGCUGAAGGUGGUAUCAAGAGAAAGAAGACAGCGACGGUGCCAGAACAGUUGAACCUGUCAAAUCUCUCGUUGCCUGUUGAUCUUGAUUCGAAUGUCAGUUCAUCCCGUCGUUCUGUGCUUAAGAAACUGUGUCAGCCGAAGAAAACAGCAACAGGUACGUCUACGAUUAUGAUUGUGAUUGUUGUUGUUAGUGUUUACAUUCAAUUUUACUAUCAUCUUUGGUUAUGCGAGUAAUAAUACGGAGUUUGUGUUUCGCUGUUUCUGACAUGUUCUGAAGAUAUCUUUUGAUAUGUGGUAAAAUCAUGGCAUUUAGUUGGUUAGUUUGCUGACAAUGAAAUCCACUUGAGUAGAUGCACAUUUUGUCCUGUUUAAGAGCCAACAACUGUAGAUAUCUGUCCCUUCUCUCCAGUGGUUGUUGGUGUUGGUGAUGAUCCCAGUGAGACGAACCGAGCAGUGAUCGUUUGAAAAGCCACAUCUGAAGACUCAUGUGGUGUUAUUUGGUUGGUGUUUGAUGAGUGACAAGUGACGAGUGCUAACUGUUUAGGAAGAGGUGAUUCUGGUGAGAUUGUGGAUAAGACUUUGGUUGUUGAAACAAUAAGUAUUAAUUUCGAGUGUUAGAGGAGGUGCGGGGGUGGGGGGAGAGGGCAAACGAUCACUCACUGAAGAGACAGAUACAUC
Messenger RNA from Trichobilharzia szidati, 805 nucleotides. NCBI's taxonomy places the organism in Eukaryota, Metazoa, Platyhelminthes, Trematoda, Strigeidida, Schistosomatidae. The record is from the annotation of a GenBank genome assembly.